AUGGCCAUCGCUCCGAUCACUGGCAUACUGCGACGACAGCUCAUCCUUGACCUCGGCAUCGGUCUCGGAGCUGGAUUUAUCAUGGGAAACUGGUUCUGGUACGGCUACCACAUGCCCCGAACCAACGGCCGAGACGAGUACUACGCCAAGAAGGAGGCCAGUCGAGCCCAGGAGCGAACCCAGGCCCAAUAG
This is a messenger RNA of Trichoderma gamsii, 192 nucleotides long. Its product is annotated as cytochrome c oxidase subunit 7. NCBI's taxonomy places the organism in Eukaryota, Fungi, Ascomycota, Sordariomycetes, Hypocreales, Hypocreaceae. The record is from RefSeq and is a predicted model, not a curated record. The transcript is spliced from 4 exons. Gene Ontology annotation, biological process: mitochondrial electron transport, cytochrome c to oxygen. Bases 1 to 192 code for a protein of 63 amino acids.